CACAACAUGACAUGGCAUAACAUAGAUAGAUAGAUAGAUAGAUACACAUGUUGAAUUUGAGGCUUCAGUGGCUUUGGUAUGUCUCUCAAGCCACGUGUGGACCUAAUUGCGAUGGCCUCCAACCUACUUGCGAUAGCCUCCAACCUAGAAGCGAUGGCCUCCAACCUACUUAUCUCUUGUUGGCAUUGACCCACCAUAUGAGGGGGCUUCCACUGCUUUGCACCACCUAAAGCCUGAUGAAGCAGGAGAAGCACCUUCAUUUGCCACAGUGAAUUGACGGCCCCUCCUAUCCUUGACUUUCCAGGUCAGGGCUUGGUUCCAUGUUGCUCAAACAUAGCAUGCCAUCCAACCCGCCCGUGCAACAUCGUGACGUAAACGGACUAAAACCACUGUUUUGUUUGGUGGGUCUUAUUUUGAGCCACAGCCAUGUCCACACAUGCGGAGGUUCAAAUUGAAGUGAUCUAUGAUCCGGCGAUCCGGGAUUCAGAUCAAGAUAGAUCAAGCUACCAACUUGGACUGCCCAAGAACUCUGCCAAUGGUUCACACGUCCUCUUGCACCCCCAAUCUCAGACUGUUAAAGACGUUCUGCAUGUGUCUUUUCUUCGAGACAGGAAGUUGUCGACCGCUGACUCAGCGGAGGUUGGACUGUCACGGUUCCGACAACAAUGGUUCAAUGAAGAUCUCACGGAGUUGCACGAUGAGGAUGUCCUGGAACUUCCAGCAACGAUACAGCUGGUUGUGCGGACCUCUUUGCCGCUUGACGAUUGGAGUAGCCAGAAGCUGGUGCUUGCAUGUGCUGCGAACGACGCAGAGGAGCUGGAACGCCUGUUGCUACUGCCAGCUUGUCCUGAGGCAACUGAUCACACGGGCAAACCAGCGCUGAGGGUUGCUGUGGAGGCUGGACAUUGCAAGUGUGUAGGCCUCUUGCUUGAGGCCAGAGCAGUGAUAGACCAAGAGGGAGACUUUGGCUCCACAUUACUUCUCGCGGCUUGUGGAGGCAAUUUGGAAGUGGUGCAACUCUUGCUGGAGUCCGGAGCAAAGACGGGACUUGGUGCAACAGCUUUGCAUGGGGCAGCUUGUUAUGGCCACAUUGAGGUUGUACGUUUUUUUCUGGACAAAGGCACUCACCCUGACGACUGCACAAGUGAUAUCACCACGUUGCGCGAGCACAGCCGUACGCCACUGGGGUUCUCGCUUUAUUUAGCAAGCAGAGGCGGGACAGCCUUGCAUUUGGCAGCUGUGAUGGGCCAUUGGAAAGUGGUGCAUUUGUUGCUACAGGCUGGAGCAGAUAGAGACAAGAUCAUCUCGCUCACUGGUGAAUCAGCUUUGCAUUUGGCGGCUUCAAAUGGGCAUGUGCAGGUGGUACGUUUGCUGCUGGAGGCUCAAGCUGACGCAAAUCGAGUGGAGGGAUGUGGAGUAACAGCUUUGCAUUGGGCAUCUUUGAAAGGAUACCUGGAUAUAGUGGAUGCCUUGAUCGAGGCUCUUUGUGACGUCAACCAUGUGCGAGGUGAGAAGACAGCGCUGCAUUGGGCAGCUGAACAUGGCCACAUGGCCGUUGCGCGGCGAUUGCUAAAAGCUGGGGCUCAGAUUGAUGAAACCAUGCCAAUCAACGGAGCCUCCGCCCUGCACUUGGCAGCGGAUCAUGGACACUCAGAAGUUCUGCAGCUGUUGCUAGAGGCCAGGGCCCAUAAAGACCAUGUGACGCAAUCAGGGGCCACGGCUCUAGAUUGGGCCACCGAGAGAAACCAUGAGAAGGUCAUCCAGCUGCUGAUCCAAGCUGGAGCAAAACGAAGUACCCGCGAGGUGGCAGCUGUUGUGCAGUUGGUAAAUGAACAGCUGGCCUCCAAGCAAAGUGAGGCUGCAACUGCUUUGCACUUGGCGACGCAGAAUGGGCAGCUGGACUACUUACAUCUCUUGCACAGGUUUGCUGCCAACUGCGUGGUGUCCUGACUUCUGCGGCCCAAAGACUGAAAGAA
Durusdinium trenchii is the source of this 1976-nucleotide messenger RNA. Lineage: Eukaryota; Dinophyceae; Suessiales; Symbiodiniaceae. The record is from the annotation of a GenBank genome assembly.